AUGUCUGCAGUCACCAAUUUGAACGAGUUCCCACUUCACGAAAUAUCCACAAACAUGAGCACCAUCAAAUUGUGCCUUCUGAUAGUGGGGCUGAUCAAGUUCUCGCUGGUGCAAAUCCUCCUCCACAGGAGAAGGAUCUCCCUCUUCUUUCGAUCAUCGGAACCCCGCGAUCAUCGCGAUACGAAGAAAACUGCUGCUGCUGAUGAUGAUGAUGAGAGCGUGUGUGGAGGAGAAGACGUGGAGAUGAUCAUGACAAGGUUGGGAUUUUCUGGGCAAGAGAAGCUCCCUGCGAAGAUGGGCGCGGGCGAGAUAUUCCAGAUUUUUGAGGAGAGAGAGCCGAGUUUGGGUGAAGUGAGAGAAGCUUUCGACGUGUUUGAUGAGAAGAGAGAUGGGUUUAUAGAUGAGAAGGAGCUGCAAAAGGUUAUGUGUGCUCUGGGAUUCAAGGAAGGAAUGGAGAUGGAGAAUUGCAGGAGAAUGAUUGAGGCGGUUGAUCAAGAUGGAGAUGGAAGGAUUGGUUUCCAUGAGUUUCUCAAAUUCAUGGAAAAUACCUUUGCUUAG
This is a messenger RNA of Salvia miltiorrhiza (redroot sage), 558 nucleotides long. Its product is annotated as probable calcium-binding protein CML46. NCBI's taxonomy places the organism in Eukaryota, Viridiplantae, Streptophyta, Magnoliopsida, Lamiales, Lamiaceae. The coding region runs from base 1 to 558 and encodes 185 amino acids. Gene Ontology annotation, molecular function: calcium ion binding. The record is from RefSeq and is a predicted model, not a curated record. The transcript has a single exon.